GGGCAGAGUGCUAGCGCCCCGGCGGCGGCUGCGGGUCCGGAGCCCGAGGACGUCGGUCCUGCAGGCGGAGAGCGCACGGGAGCGAGCUCGAGGCGGCGCGGUGACCACUCGGCGCAGCACCCAGGUGGAAAUGAGUUCUCAACAGUUCCCUCGGUUAGGAACCCCUUCCACCGGGCUGAGCCAGGCUCCUUCACAGAUUGCAAACAGUGGCUCUGCAGGAUUGAUAAACCCAGCUGCUACAGUCAAUGAUGAAUCUGGGCGAGAUGCCGAAGUCAGUGCCAGGGAGCACAUGGGUUCCAGCAACUCCCUCCAGUCUCGGGAAGAGAAGCAGGAGCCUGUUGUGGUAAGGCCCUAUCCGCAGGUGCAGAUGUUGUCUACACAUCAUGCUGUCGCAUCGGCCACACCUGUCGCAGUGACAGCUCCACCAGCACACCUGACGCCAGCAGUGCCACUCUCAUUUUCGGAGGGACUCAUGAAGCCGCCCCCGAAGCCCACCAUGCCUAGCCGUCCCAUUGCUCCUGCUCCACCUUCUACCUUGUCACUUCCCCCCAAGGUUCCAGGGCAGGUUACCGUUACCAUGGAGAGUAGCAUCCCUCAAGCUUCAGCCAUUCCUGUGGCAACAAUCAGUGGACAACAGGGACAUCCCAGUAACCUGCAUCACAUCAUGACCACGAAUGUACAGAUGUCUAUCAUCCGCAGCAAUGCUCCCGGGCCCCCGCUGCACAUCGGAGCUUCUCAUUUGCCUCGAGGUGCAGCUGCUGCCGCCGUGAUGUCCAGUUCCAAAGUCACCACAGUCCUGAGGCCCACUUCACAGUUGCCAAAUGCUGCCACAGCUCAGCCAGCAGUACAGCACAUCAUUCACCAACCAAUCCAGUCUCGUCCACCUGUGACCACCUCUAAUACCAUCCCGCCCGCUGUGGUAGCGACCGUGUCAGCCACCAGAGCUCAGUCUCCAGUCAUCACCACGACGGCCGCACAUGCUACGGAUUCAGCACUUAGUCGGCCAACCCUGUCUAUCCAGCACCCGCCGUCCGCAGCGAUCAACAUCCAGCGGCCUGCCCAGUCGCGGGACGUGACGACGAGAAUCACACUGCCGAAUCACCCCGCUCUGGGAACGCCAAAGCAGCAGCUGCACACCAUGGCGCAGAAGACCAUCUUCAGCACUGGUACACCCGUGGCGGCAGCAACAGUGGCACCGAUUCUGGCGACCAACACCAUUCCGUCAGCAACGACAGCCGGAUCUGUGUCACACACACAAGCUCCUACGAGUACGAUUGUCACCAUGACGAUGCCCUCCCAUUCGUCCCAUGCGACUGCUGUGACCACCUCAAACAUCCCGGUUGCUAAGGUGGUGCCUCAGCAGAUCACACACACUUCUCCUCGUAUCCAGCCCGAUUACCCUGCAGAGAGGAGCAGCCUGAUUCCCAUUUCAGGCCAUCGAGCCUCUCCGAAUCCUGUGGCCAUGGAAACCCGAAGUGAUAACAGACCUUCUGUUCCUGUCCAGUUCCAGUACUUUUUGCCAACUUACCCACCUUCUGCAUAUCCACUGGCAGCACACACCUACACCCCAAUUACCAGUUCGGUGUCCACUAUCCGACAGUAUCCAGUUUCAGCUCAGGCUCCAAACUCUGCCAUCACAGCUCAGACUGGUGUUGGAGUAGCAUCUACAGUCCACCUAAACCCCAUGCAGUUGAUGACAGUGGAUGCGUCACAUGCUCGACAUAUCCAGGGGAUCCAGCCAGCACCCAUCAGUACGCAGGGCAUCCAGCCAGCCCCCAUUGGGACGCCAGGGAUCCAGCCUGCGCCAAUUGGCACACAGGGCAUUCACUCAGCCACCCCACUUAGCACACAAGGUCUUCAGCCUGCUCCGAUGGGUGCUCAGCAGCCACAACCUGAAGGAAAGACCUCAGCAGUGGUCUUGGCAGAUGGAGCCACAAUUGUAGCCAACCCUAUUAGCAAUCCAUUCAGUGCUGCUCCAGCAGCAACAACCGUGGUGCAGACCCACAGUCAGAGUGCCAGCACCAACGCUCCAGCCCAGGGCUCGUCACCCCGGCCAAGCAUACUCCGGAAGAAGCCUGCUACCGAUGGAAUGGCAGUUCGGAAAACCCUCAUUCCUCCUCAGCCUCCCGAAGUGGCUAGUCCUCGAGUGGAGAGCGCCAUGCGGAGUACGUCCGGGUCACCUAGGCCUGCAGGUGCCAAGCCUAAGUCCGAAAUCCACGUGUCUAUGGCCACGCCAGUCACGGUGUCCAUGGAGACUGUAUCCAAUCAGAAUAACGAUCAGCCUACUAUUGCAGUCCCGCCCACUGCCCAGCAACCUCCUCCAGCCAUUCCAACCAUGAUCGCAGCAGCCAGCCCCCCAUCCCAGCCAGCCGUCGCCCUUUCAACCAUUCCGGGAGCAGUCCCCAUCACUCCACCCAUCACUACCAUUGCGGCAGCGCCGCCCCCGUCAGCUGCCGUGGGUGGCAGCCUCUCUUCCGUGUUGGGCCCUCCUGUACCUGAGAUCAAAGUGAAAGAAGAAGUAGAACCCAUGGACAUCAUGAGGCCAGUUUCCGCAGUUCCUCCGCUGGCUACCAACACUGUGUCGCCAUCGCUCGCAUUGCUGGCCAACAACCUGUCCAUGCCUGCAAGUGACCUACCACCUGGUGCCUCCCCAAGGAAGAAGCCGCGAAAGCAGCAGCACGUGAUCUCCACGGAAGAAGGAGAUAUGAUGGAGACAAACAGCACUGAUGAUGAGAAGUCCACUGCCAAGAGUCUCCUGGUGAAGGCCGAGAAGCGCAAGUCACCUCCCAAGGAGUACAUCGAUGAGGAAGGUGUGAGGUAUGUCCCAGUGCGUCCAAGGCCUCCCAUCACCUUGCUCCGUCACUAUCGGAAUCCCUGGAAAGCUGCUUAUCAUCACUUUCAGAGGUACAGUGACGUCCGGGUCAAAGAGGAGAAGAAAGCUAUGCUGCAGGAAAUAGCAAACCAGAAAGGAGUGUCCUGCCGUGCCCAGGGCUGGAAGGUGCACCUGUGUGCGGCGCAGCUGCUGCAGCUGACGAAUCUAGAACAUGACGUUUACGAGAGACUGACCAAUCUCCAGGAAGGGAUUAUCCCAAAGAAAAAGGCGGCAACCGAUGAUGACCUGCACCGAAUAAAUGAGCUGAUACAGGGAAAUAUGCAGAGGUGUAAACUGGUGAUGGAUCAGAUCAGUGAGGCCAGAGACUCCAUGCUUAAGGUUUUAGAUCACAAAGACCGCGUCCUGAAGCUGCUCAACAAGAACGGGACGGCCAAGAAAGUGUCCAAGUUGAAGCGGAAGGAAAAAGUCUAGAGCCGGAAGAACCCAGAGUUUGGAAACUGAGCUGAGGGAGGCUGACGGUGGGGGAGGGGCUCCGGUUAUUUCCGAGCGGGAACGUUGGAGUAAAGGCAGUGCUCCUCAGUUCUCGCGUGCAAGCCGAGGGACCCGGGGCAGCCCGCGGCGUGAGCGGCUCGGAGCCCACCCGGCACCAUGGACCCCCGUCUUUCUCUGGGACGUGGCCCUGGCAAACCCGCUCUGUGUCCUGUGUGACCGCGGGUGCGCAGUGAUGCCCAGGGCUUCCAGACCGCACCUGCCCGGCGGAUCCCUGCAGGACGCAUCCCGAGCCGGGACCGAGUGAACCGCCAGGACCAUCCGUUCUCUGUCCACGCUGAAGAGAAAGCCUCAACCCUCACCCCAGCCGCUGCUUCUUUGUUUGCCCUGCGGAUGCCCCGGCCGCGCCUCGCCGCGCCGCGCCCCGCUCUGAAGGGCUGCAGCUCUCACUUCCUGUGUUUUCUAAAGAACCGUUUCCAAGUGAGGUCGCGGUGCCGUCUGUCCUGCGUGUGUCCGAGCUGAGUCUCUGGGGCGGCUCAGAGCGCCGAGGUCCUCGUUCUGAAGUACGCUCCCAUCCCCUGUCCUGUCGCUCGUGAGACGCUGUCACCUGUGUGUACCACCCAUCUCCAGAGUUAAUAAAGGACUCAA
This is a messenger RNA of Lepus europaeus (European hare), 3970 nucleotides long. RefSeq names its product Sin3A associated protein 130 (gene SAP130). The transcript is spliced from 21 exons. Bases 131 to 3304 code for a protein of 1057 amino acids. Gene Ontology annotation, biological process: negative regulation of transcription by RNA polymerase II. Gene Ontology annotation, cellular component: Sin3-type complex. The record is from RefSeq and is a predicted model, not a curated record. Lineage: Eukaryota; Metazoa; Chordata; Mammalia; Lagomorpha; Leporidae.